Molecule: messenger RNA, 2328 nt
Organism: Boleophthalmus pectinirostris (great blue-spotted mudskipper)
Lineage: Eukaryota; Metazoa; Chordata; Actinopteri; Gobiiformes; Gobiidae
Gene: ache
Product: acetylcholinesterase
Exons: 9
Coding region: 224-2101 (625 amino acids)
Biological process (GO): acetylcholine catabolic process; choline metabolic process
Cellular component (GO): plasma membrane
Molecular function (GO): acetylcholinesterase activity
Source: RefSeq, a predicted model, not a curated record
UCACCGACAUUUCAUCUGGAGCAGCUGAUCGGAGACACAUCUCGAUCGGAAACGUGCGAUCCACGGCCCGCGGCUCGUGGUUUGCGUGGUCAAGAGCCAGGCCAGAAAAUACGAGCAAGUGCGAGCAAGUAGGCUCUGGGGGGCUUCGUGAGCAGCAGCCAGGUCUAAGGGAAGCAGUCCUCACUCGGUCCCUUCUUGCGAGUCCUGCCCACAUUUGAUCACCAUGAAGACUUCCACUUUGCUCCUCCUGUCCCCCCUCCUCCUCCUCCUCCUCUUUGUACUCCUGCCCAGUGUCUCCGCUCAGAGUGAUCAGGACCUGGAGGUGCAGACCAAUGCCGGGAGGGUGCGUGGGGUCCGGAUGCCAGUGCCGGACCGGGGCUACGUCAUGGCGUUCCUGGGUAUCCCCUUUGCCGAGCCGCCACUGGGGAAGAGGCGGUUCCGUCCCUCCGAGCCCAAGCGCCCGUGGUCAGGGGUGUAUGAAGCAGUGGCCUACCCCAACGCGUGCUACCAGUCUGUGGAUAUGACGUUCCCGGGCUUUCAAGGCAGUGAGAUGUGGAAUCCCAACAGAGAGAUGAGUGAGGACUGUCUGUACCUGAACGUGUGGGUGCCCUCCUCGCCACGGCCUCAGAAUCUGACUGUGAUGGUGUGGAUCUAUGGAGGAGGCUUCUACAGUGGGUCCUCUUCUCUGGAUGUGUAUGAUGGCCGUUACCUAGCCCACAGCGAGACAGUGAUUGUGGUGUCCAUGAACUACCGAGUGGGUGCCUUUGGGUUCCUUGCUCUCCAUGGUUCUUCUGAGGCUCCUGGAAAUGUCGGCCUGCUGGAUCAGAGACUGGCUCUCCAGUGGGUACAGGAAAACAUUCACUUUUUUGGUGGAAACCCAAAACAGGUCACGAUAUUUGGCGAGAGCGCUGGCGGAGCAUCAGUUGGAUUCCACCUCUUGUCUCCAGGGAGCCGGCCCACCUUCACCCGGGCUAUCCUCCAGAGUGGAGUUCCUAACUGCCCCUGGGCGUCUGUGAGCCCUGCGGAGGCCAGGAGACGAGCCACAAUGUUGAGCAAACUGGUGGGCUGCAACGGGGGCAAUGAUACAGAGAUGGUGGACUGUCUUCGCAGCAAAACUCCGCAGGAACUGAUCGACCAGGAGUGGCUGGUCCUGCCAUGGUCUGCCAUUUUCCGCUUCUCUUUUGUACCUGUUGUGGAUGGUGACUUUCUACCGGACACUCCAGAGGCCAUGCUCAACUCAGGAAACUUCAAAGACACUCAAAUUCUGCUCGGAGUCAACCAAGAUGAGGGCACCUACUUCCUGCUCUACGGUGCUCCAGGAUUCACCAAGGACAGUGAGAGCCUUAUUUCCAGAGAUAACUUUCUCGAAGGUGUUAAACUCAGUGUACCUCAUGCUAACGACAUUGGCCUGGAGGCUGUGGUGCUGCAGUACACAGACUGGAUGGACGAGAACAGUGGAGAAAAGAACCGAGAUGCGCUGGAUGACAUUGUUGGAGAUCAUAAUGUCAUCUGUCCGCUGGCCCACUUUGCCCGCACCUACGCCCAGCACAAUGCCCUCAAAUCUAACACUGGAGGGGGCAACAGCGGUGUGGUGAACAGCGGAGGAGGCGGGGUCUUCCUCUACCUGUUCGACCACAGAGCGUCCAACCUACCCUGGCCUGAGUGGAUGGGUGUCAUCCAUGGUUAUGAGAUCGAGUUUGUAUUUGGGCUGCCUCUGGAAAGGAGACUCAACUACACUCUGGAUGAGGAGAGACUCAGCCGCCGUAUGAUGAGAUACUGGGCCAACUUUGCACGGACUGGAAAUCCCAACAUAAACCAUGAUGGGAUGAUGGAGAGCAGGAAGCGCUGGCCUGUGUUCACACUGACGGAGCAGAAACAUGUGGGACUUAACACUGAGCAGCUGAAGAUUCACCGGGGGCUGAGGAACCAAAUGUGUGCCUUUUGGAACCGCUUUCUACCUCGGCUCCUCAACAUCACCGACAACAUUGACGAAGCUGAGCGUCAGUGGAAGGUGGAAUUCCACCGCUGGUCCUCCUACAUGAUGCACUGGAAGAGCCAGUUUGACCACUACAGCAAACAGGAGCGCUGCACUGACCUCUGAGUGCCCCAAGAGAAAAAGAGUGCAGGGGAGAAGGGCACAGAGAAGAGCUAUGGCCAUUUUCCUCCGUAGUCCCUCAGUGAAGUGUAACUUCAUUCAAAAGCUUUUCGGGUUCAGUAAACAGAGUCACAGGCACUGUGAAUUUUCUAUUUAUUUAUAUAUUUAUUUUUAUUUAAGUUUGUUUUUGUUUGUGACUCUAUAGAAAUGAGGGGUUAUGGUGGGAACUUGUC